Diorhabda sublineata is the source of this 1986-nucleotide messenger RNA. It is a transcript of the gene Ir40a, whose product is annotated as ionotropic receptor 40a. The record is from RefSeq and is a predicted model, not a curated record. NCBI's taxonomy places the organism in Eukaryota, Metazoa, Arthropoda, Insecta, Coleoptera, Chrysomelidae. Gene Ontology annotation, molecular function: ligand-gated monoatomic ion channel activity. The transcript has 17 exons. Gene Ontology annotation, cellular component: membrane. Bases 1 to 1986 code for a protein of 661 amino acids.
AUGAACGUCAAUAAUAUAACAAAUACUACAGAUAAUGUAAAGCGACAGUUCGGUGGGGAUUUGGUGACGGCAGUUUAUGAAUUCGUUGGAGGUUUUCCACUCCAAGAAAUCACUAUAGGAUUCGACACUUCUUUCGAAAAUCAAUUCAUCGAAUAUUUAGUGAAAGUGAUACAACAAGGACAAAUUUCUAUAAUUACUUUCAAUCUUUCCAACCCUGACGUUCUGGAAAAGUAUUUUGAUUAUCUUUCUUAUCAAACAGAACAAUUUCUUGGUGCUUCUAGUUUAUUUUUUGGCCGUCAUCGCUUAUAUGAAUUAUUACUAAUAGAAAUCAACGAAAGGAAUUUGAUUCGAAGAAAUACAAUUUUUAUAUUUUAUUGGGGGAGAGGUACGUUUUCCCCAUUUUUCACUGAGAAUAUACCGUAUUCUAUGAAAGUUUACGCGAUAACAUUUCCUAGAAAUAAUACUUUCCGGUUAUACUAUAGUCAAGUGACCUCUAACAAAGAGCACGAUUUAGAAAUGAUAAACUGGUGGCAUCAGGAUGUCGGUAUUUUCCAUCAUCCUACACUGCCCAUCACAAAAUCAGUAUACCUGGAUUUCAAAGGAAGAGUUUUACAGGUUCCCGUUCUCCAUAAGCCACCGUGGCACUUUGUUCGACAUAUUGAAUCCAAAAAUAGUUCUUCGAAUGAAUCUUAUUUAGAAAACGAGAUUGAAGUAUUGGGAGGAAGAGACGAUAGAAUUUUGAAAUUAUUGGCCAAUAAACUGAAUUUUAGGUUCAAUUAUUUCGAUCCUCACGAGAAACUUCAAGAAACAUUGGAAACUGAAAACGGUUAUGUCAAAGGUGUUAUCGGAUUGAUAUCAACAAGAAAAGCUGAUUUAUUUAUUGGUGACGUCGAAUUGACUUUCGAACGAUUCAAAUACGUCGAAUUUUCCUUUAUAACUUUAGCGGACAGUGGAGCGUUCGUUACCCACGCUCCUAGACGUUUAAAUGAAGCUCUAGCACUUUUGCGACCCUUUCAGUGGAAGGUCUGGCCUGCAAUUGGUAUAACAGUUAUAGCGGUGGGACCCAUUUUGUAUCUACUAAUAGCUUUGCCUAAUCAAUGGCGACCGAGGUUUCGAGUCGAAUCGUAUCCGCGUUUGUUUUUCGACUGUACUUGGUUCACUAUAACGAUUCUUUUAAAACAAACCGGACGCGAACCGAAAUCAAACAAUAGAACAAGAUUUUUCAUAAUUUUGUUAUCGAUAUCGGCCACUUACGUCAUCAGCGAUAUGUAUUCGGCUAACUUAACCUCACUUUUAGCUAGACCUGGAAGAGAAAAAGCUAUUCACGAUUUGUACCAAUUAGAAGAAGCCAUGAUUUCGAGGGACUACAAACUUUUUAUCGAAAAACACAGCUCUUCGUACGGACUUCUAGAGAAUGGUACUGGUAUUUAUUCAAGAUUAUACGAUCUAAUGAUCAUUAAGCAAGGCUACAAUAACAUUUUGGUAGAUUCUGUCGAAGCGGGAGUGAAAUUAGUGAGAGAAUCAAAAAAUGUUGCUGUUAUGGGAGGGAGAGAAACCCUAUUUUUCGAUAUACAAAGAUUCGGGUCCAGUAACUUCCAUCUUAGCGGUAAAUUGAAUACUGCUUAUUCGGCGAUAGCCCUGCAAUUGGGUUGUCCUUAUAUCGAAGAAAUUAACAAAAUUUUAAUGACGAUAUUCGAAGCUGGUAUUAUAACAAAGAUGACGGAAAACGAAUACGAAAAACUUGGUAAAGGAAAAGACAUCUCGUCUUCUGAAAUAGCCGAAAACGUCGCCAAAGAUACUAAUAAAGAUUUAAAGAGACAAAUAAAAGCCGAAGAGGAAAAUGAACGAUUGAAACCAAUCAGUUUGAAAAUGUUACAAGGCGCUUUUUAUCUUCUGUGCUUCGGUAACGUGUUUUCUGGAAUAAUACUGAUUGGGGAAUUGAUUUUUUAUAAAAGAAGACGAAAUACAUGUCAAGAAUCGAUAUGA